Molecule: messenger RNA, 1812 nt
Organism: Brenthis ino (lesser marbled fritillary)
Lineage: Eukaryota; Metazoa; Arthropoda; Insecta; Lepidoptera; Nymphalidae
Source: the annotation of a GenBank genome assembly
AUGGGUCUUGCCGACUGUGGUAUUCCUGAAGAAAAGCUUCCUCCAUGCUGGUCAGACGAUGUCCGAAUGAACGCUCUUUUUGCACCUUUUCGGUUAAAAUCUGCAAAUCCCGAGUCAUGGGAAAUGAAAAUGAAAUUUUGGUCAGAUAUGGUUAGACAAUGGUGUCGGUUUAAAGUCGAUCCUAUAGUGUCUGCAGCAGACGUAAGAUUCGUCUUCCAGAGGAGGGGCAGGACUGCUGCCUGCAUAGAUAUAGUUAUUGAAGAAAUGUAUAGCUCAGGAGAACUCUCUCCUAUGUCCAAAUACCAACAAAUUCUAUACAAUGGUCCGGAGGGAUGGGUAAAAUGGGGUGCACGUCUGGCAUUCAGGCCAGCUGCCUUUGCCUUAACAGCUGUCACAUCACUACUUCCAGCAAGACAAGUCAUGGACUCUAACGGUCUGCCAAAAGCGAGUAUAGAUCCUACACAGAGAUUUGUAUUGGAAAGUGCAGUUAGGGAGCAAGCAACAGACCUUCUAAACAGCUUUCCUCCAGGUGCAGAACGUAUUGGUACUAUAGAGGAGCUGAUGAGGACCUGCGGUUAUACUAACAAAGAAGUCUUUGAGGUGCUGUUGGGUUACUUGGUGUCUCAAGGCAUGUGUGUAAAGAGUGGAGAUGUAGUCAAACUUGCGGAGCCCAAUAAGAAAGUGACGCCGGUGUCAGAGUUAGACGAAGCGCUAGUCAAGCUGAUGUCGGCCGAGACGCGACUGUCGGCGGACGCGACGCGACUGUCGCGCGACGUUUCUGUCGCAGAUGGGGAAGCGAGAGCGGCCAUGAAGUUAGGGAAUAAAGUUAUGGCCAAAAACUAUUUGAGGAGAAAACUCAGAGCCCAACAACGUUUAGAGAAAUGUGAAGCGGCCCUCGAAAAUAUUAAGGAGCUUCUACAACAGACGCGUAACACUGACAUCAAUAAUGUUGUCGUUGAUACAUACAGAAAAAGCUCACAAGCCAUGAAACAGAGUAUGAAAGAAGGCGGUUUAGAAGAAGAUGCAGUCUUUGACACCAUGGAUGAACUUAAAGAGGUGAUGGAAAGCUAUAACGAAGUAGAGAAGGCCUUGAGUGGUAACAUAGAUGACUUGGACACUACGGACUUGGAGCAAGAGUUGAGUGAUCUGUUGUCGGGGUCAGGCAACACUGGUGGUACUCCGGGUAAAGCGAAGGAGAAAACUCCACAACCAAACCUUCCAUCCCCCCCAUCGACCCUCCCCCAAGGGAAGAGGGAAAGGGAUUUCGUCUUCGAUGGAGAGGAACAGAUGCUUGCAGAAUUGAACAACCUGGGUGUGGAAGAUGGUCCUCGGGCAGCGCUGGCUGAGGCUUUGGAAGCAUCUCUGAAGUCGAAACCGAAAGAGGAAAAAGAGAAGCCCUCCCAAGCCUGGUAUCCGCCGUCGUCCGAGUCUCUAUCAAGCACUUCGCAGACGUGGUCGAGUGAAUUGGACGAGACCUUGGCCAAUAUGGCCAAGGAGUAUGUGGAAUUGCGCCAAGAUGAUAGGAUACAUCCAGGUCAGUCGCUAAACGUAGAUUUCACAACUCCCCCACGCCACUACGGCAACGAGUUCCAGGUGAGGGACCACAAUGAGGGGGACGGGGUGUGGCUGUACAGCAGUCGGGAUGAGUUCUCGGCUAGCACUUCGUAUUCUAAUUCAGAUAGUCCGGGGAAGAAUAGCACUAAGUUUCAAAUGGCGCCCGGCGGAGAGAGAAAGAAAGCCGACCCGUGGCCCAGAGAUGACAGCGUAGAGGAUUUAGAGGAUAGGUUAAAAAACUUAAGAGGCCUCAACUUA